ACACACAAGUUUCGUUUUCACUUUCAUGUCUACUUGGUCAGGUUCUUGUUCGCUACAAAUUGUACAGCAAAGAUGAUACACUUCUUUUUUAUUUUUUUAUUUACUUUUUCGAACGCAGAACCUCAUUCUGUUCAUCGCCAUUGUAUUGCCUCCCAGGGAGUUUCAUAUCACAAACACAUCCAGUUUGUAAUGUUGGAUGAUCACAUAAUUUAUUACUACAACAGUUCCUCUGACCUUGGUACCCCAAUGCCAGAAUGGCUGAACCAUUCUGAAGGCAGUGAGUUCUGGAAGAAACUUACUCGGAACCUGAAAUACAAUCGACAUGUAAUGGAAAAAGCAGUCCAGCUAACAAGUGAACGUUUCAACCAUUCACAUGAUCAUUUGUAUCAAGCUCAGGGUCACUGUGGUUGGAAUUCAGACGGAACCAGGGUGGCACUCAUGAGCCACGCUUAUGAUGGCAAAGAUUUUAUCAGUUUUGAUGUGCAGACUAAACAAUGGACAGCUGUAGUUCCUGAAGCUCACUUUUACAAAACAUCAAGGGAGCAAAAUUCUGAAGAUCUUGAUCGAAUUACCAACCAUUACGAAUCUGAAUGCAUCCUUUGGCUCAAGAAACUGUUACAGUUCGGUUCUAAAUUGCUGAAAUCCAAAGCUCCUGAUGUCAGCCUGUUUGAAAGAUCUAGCAGCUCUGAUGUGGAGGUCACAUGUCAUGUGACAGGGUUCUACCCCAGGGAGGUGCAGGUGGAGUGGCUGGAUGAGGAGGGGCACCCCCUGGUGCAGGGGGUGAGGAGAGGAGAGGUGUUGCCCAAUGAAGACGCUACCUACCAACUGAGGACCAGUCUGGCUGUCCCACUGGGAUCCAAGCACUCCCUGAGCUACAGCUGUCUGGUGGUCCACAGCAGUGUCCAGGGGAACAUCACCAGGAUCUGGGAACCCAAGCACUCAAGAAUUUGGAAUACUUGGAGCAUCUCGAUCUCCAUCUGUUUGCCGCUGCUGCUCUGUUCUGGGUUGGUGGCUGUAGGCGUCAUUUUUGUACGGAAUGGGCAUUAUUUACUUGUCCGUAAUUAACUGAGGAGUGAUCUUAACCAAUUUAACUGUUACUUGUUGUUUGCUUAUACUAAAUAAGUCAAUUGCAUCCAGUUUCAACUAACAAAUAUCAAUGAGACAAGGGUCUGUAGAAAGGUUUUCUGUUUUGACAUGCGUAUGAUGUCAAAUUAUGUUUAUUUGUUUACAAUGUGGCUGGGUGGAGGGACUGCAGGGAUUUUGUAGUAUAUUUUUGAUAAUGAGUGCUUGUACUGUAUUUAUGGUGACGUUUUCAGAAUACCACCUAUAUAUCCAACACUGAGGUCAUUAAUGUAACAUAGACACACAUUUUAUGUGUUAUGUUAUUUACAUCUUAGACGAACAAUCCAAUUGUAGCCUACAUAAAUCAUGUAGGCCCAGGCUACAAUAGGAUUGUUUGUCUGAGACAAUUGCUUACACAAUAAAUGUGUUUAAAGACUGUAU
Messenger RNA from Osmerus eperlanus (European smelt), 1503 nucleotides. RefSeq names its product major histocompatibility complex class I-related gene protein-like. Bases 73 to 1065 code for a protein of 330 amino acids. Gene Ontology annotation, cellular component: external side of plasma membrane. Lineage: Eukaryota; Metazoa; Chordata; Actinopteri; Osmeriformes; Osmeridae. The transcript is spliced from 5 exons. Gene Ontology annotation, biological process: immune response. The record is from RefSeq and is a predicted model, not a curated record.